GUUUCUUAUGCAAUACCAGAUUUGCUUUAUUUCAACUGUUAUAGCCAACAGCGAAAGAGAUGACCAAGAAUCGAGUAAAAACCAUCUUUGUUAUUUCCUUGCUCGUGGCAUUUGUUAAUACUAAAAAUUCUAUCGAUGAAACUCACGAAGUUCUUCUUAAUGAAGAGUUUGAUUUUAAGUUUAAGUGGCGGAUUGACAGAGAAGAUAUCCUCAUCGAAAUGAGUGCUAACUCACUAGGGUAUGUUGCCAUUGGGUUUUCUCCAAAUGGUGGUAUGCCUGGUUCUGAUAUUGUCGUCGGAUGGGUUAAAGAUGACGAGGCAUUUUUGUCUGACCGCCAUGCUAAAACUAAUUCCAUGCCAGAGGUGGAUGUAUCCAGUGACUACGAUAUCCAGUAUGGAUUUGAAGAAGGAGGUAGAACAACAAUCGGAUUUAAACGUACACUGAAUACAUGUGAUGACGAUGACUAUGUUAUUAAUAGUGACACGGCAAGAGUUAUUUGGGCAGUGAAUGAAAUGGAUCCAGAAGACACAGACAAUUUGAUAUACCACGGCCCGUCCCGCGGGGUUCGCUCCGUCGUGCUACUCAACGCUCCGGAAAAGUCAAUCACUUUACCAGAAGAUGUCGCUUCAUUUGAAUUAUUCAUGCCAAACGUGACUGUACCUAGUGACUCUGACACGACCUACUGGUGCACUUCCUUUGCAGUUCCAGCAUUUGACAACCCAGUUCAUGUUGUUCGAUUUGAAACUAUUGUCCAAGAAGGCCAUGAAUCUCUGGUCCAUCACCUCAUUGCAUAUAGCUGCAAUAGUGAGAAUGUCAACUGGUCCGGCAUUUGUUACACAAGUAAUAUGCCUGAUGACUUUUGGAAUUGCAGACGUAUGAUAUAUGGAUGGGCUGUCGGUAGUGGUCCAUUGGAUUUUCCUGAUCAUGCUGGAUUGUCACUUGGUAGGGGAAAUGAUUCUACAAUCAUAUUGAUUGAGAUGCAUUAUGACAACCCAGGGCAUUCAGCAGAUUUUCAUGACAAUUCUGGAGUAAGGGUUUAUUACACACCCACACUACGUCAGUACGAAGCGGAGGUAUGGAUGAUUGGCGAGGAAGUAUCACCUCUUCAAAGCAUUCCACCAAAUGAAAAGGCAUUCAAAACAUUUGGAUUUUGUUUCGGAGAUUGCACAAAACAAGUUUUGGAAGAAGACAUAAAGAUAAUUGCAGUAGGUUUGCAUGGUCACCUUGCAGCUACAAAAAUUAGUCUUCAACAUUAUCGUAAUGGAAGUUUGAUCGACGAUUUGGCACGUGAUGACAACUAUGACUUCAACCUUCAAGAAUUUCGAUAUUUUGAAACCGAAAAAGUUUUCAAACCGGGUGAUGAAUUUGUAGUGACAUGUGUAUAUAAGACAGUGGGCAGAGAAAAUAUUACAGUCGGCGGCUUGGGCACAAGACAAGAAAUGUGUUUGGCUUUUGUGGUUUACUAUCCAAAACAAUCCAAAGCUGGUGCCUGUUUGUCUUCACCGGACAGAUUUGCAUUCUACAAUACGUUCAAUAUUAGCGAAUAUGAUAUUUGUAACUAUUGGAGUCCUCAAUGUUUGAUCGAGACACUGGGAUCAGUGGAACCAAGCGUAUUGCGAGAUGGCUUACGCCAAGUGUCAUAUGGGAGCAAGCGAAGAAAUUAUUGUAUGAAUUAUGAGUGGGACAAUAUCGGUGAUGUACAGUUGUAUGAUUUUCCUGCGUGGUUCAGCGAGAAUGAUCGUGUUGUAAAAAAAGGAGUUUGUACCAUGCCUACGAAUGGUAGUGUCUCCAGGAAGGUUAUGUCAUUAAGUUUGUCGAUUACACUCAUUUUGUCGUGUAAGCUGACGUUGUAGAGCAUUAUUCAAGAUUAUGAACAGGCAUUCAUCUCCACUAAAUUACUAAAAGCAUUAUAGAAUAAUGGUAUUUGUAUGUGUAAGGUUUUUGUAUGAAUUAUCUUUAUUAUUUACUUCGUUUCUCUGUUGACUACAUGCCAACUCAGGGAGCGACGUACGACGCGACCAUGUUAUCAAUAGUUAUUACCCUAAAGAUUUGAUUUGAUUUCUAUAUCACAAAUUGUUUAUGCUUAACCUUAAUGUCUUGUCGUUCAAUUGCUUAUGAUGAGAAGGUAUUAUAUUGAUUUUAUGUUAGAUGUAGUCAAUUUUCUGAACGGUAUUUUGGGAAUAUUCCUUUGGACUCCUCCAUGUUUAGGCCUAUGCUAACCAAAGUUGCUAGCUCUUAUUUCCAUACUUUGACAGUUCUAAUUUGUUUCUGAUUGGUGUGUAAUGCAAGCAAUUGGGUAGGGCUAAUACUGUUGAAGUACUCUCUCAAACCAACAAACAAGGAAAAUACAGGUAUUGCAUCAACAAUACAAUAUUUGUUUUUAAUCAGCCAAGCAGAGUUUGUUCAUAAGAGUAUUAGGCCUAUAAUGGGCUCACAACUGGUACCGUACUUUGUAUAAUUUUACCCAUCCGAUACACACUAAAUAUUGUAAUAACACAGUAAUGUAUAACUUUUAUUACAUUAUUUUUUUCAAUUUUGUAUUGUUUAAACCUUCCGUACAUUAAACAAAAAAGUGACUGUAAUAUAUAUUUUAAAAAUAUGAAAAUUAUAAUUUGCAGAAAAGAAUGCUUAUAUACCGAUUUAUUUAAUCGAGUGAAAAACAUCUUUGUUAUUUGCUUGCUCGUGGCAUUGUUAUGAUUUUAUGAGUUUAAGUGGCGGAUUAACAGAGAGGAUAUACUCAUUAAAAUGAGUGCUGACUCACUAGGGUAUAUGUUGAUUUGAAAUUCUUUAAAUUGACAAAAUAACAUCCAAAUCAUGAGCAGAUUUGAAAAAAAAAUAAUCAAACGAGUUGAAGGCAUUGAAUACGAACGAAAUGUUUGCAGGUUAUCAACAUUAAAACAAUACAUUGAAUUGUCCUAA
Molecule: messenger RNA, 2919 nt
Organism: Anneissia japonica
Lineage: Eukaryota; Metazoa; Echinodermata; Crinoidea; Comatulida; Comatulidae
Product: DBH-like monooxygenase protein 1 homolog
Exons: 13
Coding region: 60-1853 (597 amino acids)
Biological process (GO): octopamine biosynthetic process; norepinephrine biosynthetic process; dopamine catabolic process
Cellular component (GO): secretory granule membrane
Molecular function (GO): dopamine beta-monooxygenase activity; copper ion binding
Source: RefSeq, a predicted model, not a curated record